Messenger RNA from Sardina pilchardus (European sardine), 2445 nucleotides. It is a transcript of the gene pax6a, whose product is annotated as paired box 6a. Gene Ontology annotation, molecular function: RNA polymerase II cis-regulatory region sequence-specific DNA binding; DNA-binding transcription factor activity, RNA polymerase II-specific. Bases 117 to 1493 code for a protein of 458 amino acids. Lineage: Eukaryota; Metazoa; Chordata; Actinopteri; Clupeiformes; Clupeidae. Gene Ontology annotation, biological process: regulation of transcription by RNA polymerase II; anatomical structure development. The record is from RefSeq and is a predicted model, not a curated record. The transcript is spliced from 13 exons.
UGUCCGUGAUCAAUCGGAAAUUAUAAAAGAAAACUCAUCGAAGAGCUUAUCCACCACUACUCUGAUUCUUACGCACUGAGAACUGCCAAACAGGGCAUUCGUUGGAUCUUUUCAACAUGCCACAAAAAGAAUACUAUAACCGAGCCACGUGGGAGUCUGGCGUAGCCUCCAUGAUGCAAAACAAGGUGUAUGACAUCUGUAACGAAGGUCACAGCGGAGUGAACCAGCUUGGCGGGGUAUUCGUUAACGGCAGACCGCUACCAGACUCUACCAGACAGAAGAUAGUGGAGCUCGCCCACAGCGGUGCACGACCGUGUGACAUAUCCAGGAUUUUGCAGACCCAUGCUGAUGCAAAAGUGCUGGACAAUGAAAACGUGUCGAACGGGUGUGUGAGUAAAAUCCUGGGCAGAUACUAUGAAACAGGCUCCAUCAGACCUAGAGCAAUCGGUGGAAGUAAACCAAGAGUAGCAACUCCCGAGGUGGUCGGCAAAAUUGCCCAAUAUAAGAGGGAGUGCCCGUCUAUCUUCGCCUGGGAAAUCCGAGACAGACUGCUAUCAGAAGGGACCUGUACGAACGAUAAUAUACCAAGUGUGUCGUCGAUAAACAGAGUACUGCGCAACCUGGCUAGCGAAAAGCAACAGAUGGGCGCAGAUGGCAUGUAUGAGAAGCUGAGAAUGCUGAACGGUCAGACGGGGACAUGGGGGACUCGACCGGGCUGGUACCCCGGAACCUCCGUGCCAGGACAACCCAAUCAAGAUGGGUGCCAACAGUCUGAUGGGGGAGGGGAAAACACUAACUCAAUAAGUUCAAACGGGGAGGACUCAGAGGAGACGCAAAUGAGGCUCCAGCUAAAACGAAAAUUGCAACGGAAUCGCACAUCAUUUACGCAGGAGCAGAUCGAAGCACUUGAGAAAGAGUUUGAACGAACACAUUAUCCCGACGUCUUUGCCAGGGAACGGCUCGCAGCCAAAAUCGAUCUCCCUGAAGCCAGAAUACAGGUGUGGUUCUCAAACCGAAGAGCGAAGUGGCGGCGGGAGGAAAAGCUCCGUAACCAGAGACGGCAAGCUAGCAACUCCUCCAGUCACAUACCAAUCAGUAGCAGCUUCAAUACCAGCGUCUAUCAGCCUAUACCACAGCCUACGACGCCAGUAUCCUUCACAUCAGGGUCCAUGUUGGGUAGACCAGACACAUCGCUCACAAACACGUACAGUGCCCUGCCACCAAUGCCAAGCUUCACAAUGGCCAAUAACCUGCCUAUGCAAGCACCCAGCCAGACCUCGUCCUACUCUUGCAUGUUACCCACCAGUCCGUCAGUAAAUGGCCGAAGCUAUGACACGUACACCCCCCCUCAUAUGCAGGCACAUAUGAACAGCCAAGCAAUGGCCGCAUCAGGCGCCACCUCAACAGGUCUCAUCUCUCCAGGAGUAUCAGUCCCAGUCCAAGUGCCAGGCAGUGAACCGGACAUGUCUCAGUACUGGCCUAGACUACAAUAAGGAGAGUUCCCUUCCCUUGCCACCCCACCCUCCUGUGCCGUUUCGCUGCAAGACGGCGGUGUUGUGGCAGUAUUUUACUCCAGAGGAGAGGAGAAAUAAGACUCUUGAGGACAUUCUUUUUUUUCUACUGGGAUUGUGCCAUUCUCUAUGUAUCUUUGGAUAUGAAGACUCGAAGAAGAAAAAAGACAAACAAACUAAUAUGAGAAAAAAAACUCCUGUAAAGUGCCCUGUGUUAUAAAUGGAACAUAAAAUCUGUUUUCAGUUCCCAACUUGUCAUUUUUUGAUGUAUUUGUAAAUGGCCAAUUGUAUGUUAAGACAGAAAAAAAUAACAACAAUGGACGGACUAUCCAACUAAGUCGGUCUGACAGCUGUUGAGGAGAACCUUUUUUUGGGAGGAAGACGACGUUCUGCCAUGCAUCAUUUUAUCAGCUUAUAUCAAACACCUCUCUCAUUGUGUUUACCGGCGCUUGGAAUCGGGAGAGGGAAAGCAGUGCCAUUCGGUGGCAUUGUCCGAGCCACAUUACACAGUCGUGUAAAAAAGGUCCAUUUAUCAGUUAUUUUCCAAAAGCUUGCUGGCAGACGCAAGGAGUAUGUGGAAUGCAUUCAUUGCUGAAGGGGAAAUUCUUAGCUAAAAAAGUCAAAAGAAUGAGAAAAAAAUGUAGAUUGUGUCUUCAAUAUAUUUCAAUUUGUUUAUGUUGAAAUGCGAAAUGUAAGUAUUUGUCUUCCCUAGGAGUCUCCCAGAACAAUUUCUAUAAUAAAGUUAAUUUCAUUUAUAAUUCUCAGAAUACUUCAGAAAUGUUCAUACAUAUUUACCAUAACUAGAUUCUUGCAGCCAGUUCAAGGUUGAUUGGUUUAAAACACAAUCUAAAGAUUAUGCUUUAGGCCUAACGAAGCAACCUUUGGCAAAUGUUUUGACUUGAGUGUUUGCAAAUUGUUUACAUCUGGACAUAUC